Messenger RNA from Notothenia coriiceps (black rockcod), 1096 nucleotides. RefSeq lists its product as uncharacterized. Gene Ontology annotation, cellular component: plasma membrane. Bases 97 to 729 code for a protein of 210 amino acids. The transcript has 5 exons. The record is from RefSeq and is a predicted model, not a curated record. Gene Ontology annotation, molecular function: transmembrane signaling receptor activity. Lineage: Eukaryota; Metazoa; Chordata; Actinopteri; Perciformes; Nototheniidae.
UAUUUAGAGCAGAGGGACUGCAUCCUUUUUAGAAAGGUGAAGCACUUCCUGUUUUGUGCAGACGAGAGGAAGCGUUAAACCAUCAGAGGCUCAAACAUGAACGUCUGGCUUGUCGCUUUGGUCUGCUUCUUCUUCCACACACAGCGGGAUGGAAACAGUGAAAGCGUCGUCCGUACAGGAACUGAAGGAGGAGACAUAACAGUUUCAUGCCCCUUCUAUUUAUCCGGAAAGAGGAAGAUCUUCUGUAAGGGAGAGUGUGGAAAAGGAGACACUCUGCUCCAAACCACCGCCGACACGGCCCAGAAAGGGAGAUACAGCAUCAGAUUUAAAGAAGGGACUGCUUUUCCGUAUUCUAAUACAGUUCUGUAUGUGGGCAUCACAAAGCUGACUAAGUCUGAUGCAGGACGGUACAAAUGUGGCUUUGGCCGAGUGUUUUCACCGUCAUACAUGGAGUUUGAGAUCAGAGUUGAAGAUGCUCCAACCUCUUCAAAACCAAAAGUGACUCUCGGACCGUUUCCAACAUCAGCCUCCACACUGACCAUCACUCAGAGUCUGAGCUCCGUACCUUCCUCAGCCUCCCCUGAACGCACCACGCAGCCUCCACAGGGACAGACAGCUUCAGAUGGUGUGGUGCUGUAUGUGCGUCUGACUCUGGUCGUCAUGUUCCUCGUACUCUCAGCGUCUGUGCUGAUAUUCUGCAGGAAGAGGGCCAGGAAACACAGAGGCUGACAGAGAGUGUGAGGAGGUCAGAGAGGAGGACAGAGGGAGCAGAUAUCCUCCUGUAGAGAUGUCUGGUCUCUCCACUUUCCACUGCAGACACUUCUCAGAAGACAGUAAGCAACACUGAGACAUCUUUCUUCUUUUGAGACACAUUUAAAAAAAUGUGUCUCAAAAAUGUGUUCUAAAAAUGGUUAAACAUCAGUGCAUGUUGUAGUAUCCUGCUGCCUUCUAAGAAACAGGAACCAAGCCGGUGUAGGGUUAUUUUUAUAGCCACAAGUUUUAAAGCAAGAUAAAAUGUUGCAUAACUUUUAAACGAUUUAUAUUAAAGGAAUUAUGUUUUUUUUUAAAAACCACAAAAUAAACAAAUUAAGAAAAA